CGCCGGUUCGGGAUGUGGUGAUUGAGUCAAUCAAUCAUAGUGUAGUAAUUUAAUUUUAUUUUACUCGUAAGGUGAAAUUUUACUGCAUUUCAAAGGUAGAUAUCGAAUUCUAAUGAAAAAUCGAUUUGUCGUCGGGCAAUAAAAUUUGUAGGUUUCUAUAGAUAAAUUUAAAAUACUUAAGAAGUAUUGCUUCGGUUUACUGAAUUUCACCGUAAGAUCAUCAUGUCGGUCGCUUUCGUCCAAAGAGGGAGGCAGCCUCUUACCACGGUACAGAUUCAAAAGAUGUUGGAUGAAAACAGCCAACUCAUCCAAACGAUACAAGAAUAUCAAAGCAAAGGAAAAGUACAGGAAUGCAUGCAGUAUCAGCAAGUUUUACAUAGGAAUUUGGUGUACUUAGCUUCCAUCGCAGAUGCCAACCAGAACAUUCAGGCUUUGCUUCCACCGCCCCAGAGUAUGCCUGCAUCGCAUCCCCAGCACAGCAUGAUGGGCCCAGGGCCAGCUGGGACCCCUAGUACAGAUGGGGCCCCCACUCAGCCACCAGGGCCCAAUAGCUUCCCUCAACAACCCAACUACAGGGGCCAGGGUAUGCCUCCACAGAGGCCAACAAACGCAGCAGGGCCGCAGCCUUAUCGCUAUCCACCGCAGCAGAAUCCACAACAAGGAUACCCGAACUCACAGUAUUCUCAGGGUAACCAGCCUCCAAUACCUAAUCAGGGCUAUCCCAACUCUGGUCAGCCCUCUAGCUAUGGUGGACCCCCUCCUCAGUCCCAGGGGCCACCGCCUCAAGGAUAUGGACCCGGGGGAGCUAACCCCCCUGCUAACUACCAACAACCCUCCCAGGGGUACAACAACCCCCCGUCGGGGUACCCUCCCACCAACACACAAGGCAGCUAUGGCCCCGGCUACCAAGGAUAUCCAAGUGGUCAGCCACCGCAGUCAGCACCGUCAAACUACCCUGGGAACUACCCUCCUGCGGGACAGCAGGGUGCUGCUCCUCCCCCACAGGGAGGUUUUCCGGCACAGAGCAACUACGGACCUUCCACUGUUGCUUCACCUAAUCCACAAACCUCUUACCCUCCCCAGUCCACUAUAGCUCCAUCGGCCGCCACUCAGACGUAUCCUCCCACAAGUUACCCUCCGUCUACAACCUCCACUACCCCUUCCCAACCCUCUCAGUAUCCUAGUUCCCAGUCGUAUCCGGCCACUCAACAGACAUAUCCACAGGGCUACCAGCAAGGUUAUCCAGGACAGUAUCCUGCCGCAGGUGCUCCGGGCUAUCCCUCUCAAUAUCCGAGACCCCAGGGACCCCCCACUCCUGGGGCACCCCCUACACAACAAGGCCAAUACCCUGGAUACAAUUAUCAACCGAACCCUCAGUAAACUUGGUGUAUACAUUUACUUAGGUACUUUUAUUUAAAUGUAUGUUUAACGUAGCUUUUAUUUGUCCUAUCUAUUUUAGUGCAUGUGUUUGUGUUUUUUAAACUGAUGUUUUAGUUUAAAUAAAUUAUUGACAUGUCA
This is a messenger RNA of Macrosteles quadrilineatus (aster leafhopper), 1518 nucleotides long. RefSeq names its product protein SSXT-like. Gene Ontology annotation, molecular function: transcription coactivator activity. NCBI's taxonomy places the organism in Eukaryota, Metazoa, Arthropoda, Insecta, Hemiptera, Cicadellidae. Gene Ontology annotation, biological process: positive regulation of transcription by RNA polymerase II. Gene Ontology annotation, cellular component: nucleus. Bases 223 to 1380 code for a protein of 385 amino acids. The transcript is spliced from 6 exons. The record is from RefSeq and is a predicted model, not a curated record.